This is a messenger RNA of Gaeumannomyces tritici R3-111a-1, 1040 nucleotides long. RefSeq lists its product as hypothetical. The record is from RefSeq and is a predicted model, not a curated record. Bases 112 to 1011 code for a protein of 299 amino acids. The transcript has a single exon. Lineage: Eukaryota; Fungi; Ascomycota; Sordariomycetes; Magnaporthales; Magnaporthaceae.
UCAUCACAUUCUUCUACCAUCUACAGCAGCUUCUCACAUCUUUUAACCACUCUAGCAAUCUUCUCUACGACCCUCCUAUCUUUCCCAUUCAUCUCUACCAACACCGCAAAUAUGCAGUUCCUUUCCCUCCUCAGUAUCAUCCUUGUCGUCCCCGCCGCUAUCGCCGCUCCGGCGGACCUGCAGGCCCGCCAGGAUCCCACGUUCGAGAAAGGUCUUUCCAGGGAUGCCAUCGCUAUGCUCCGGAAGCUUAACGCCGGCUGCUACAAGAAGUGCAUUGACCAGUGCAACUCUUUCAGCGCGGCCGGCCCGGCCAUGGUGCAAACCUGCAUCAACCGUAACUGCGCGCCCAUGGCCCGCGAUGGCCGCUGCCUCCGCGACCGCCGCCACGGUACUCGCGACCUGCCCGCCGAGCCCGAGGUCCAGGCCGAGGCUGACGCCAGCGCCAGCGGCCCCGCCGCAACCCUCCGCGCCCGGAACAUCGAAAAGGGCCUUUCGAAGGAGGCCGUUGCUAUGCUCCGGAAGCUUAACGCCGGCUGCUACAAAAAGUGCAUCGACCAGUGCAACUCCUUCAGCGCGGCCGGCCCGGCCAUGGUGGAAACCUGCAUCAACCGCAAUUGCGCCCCUAUGGCCCGUGACGGCCGCUGCCUGCGCAGCGGUAGGAACGGCACCCGGGAUCUGCGCACCAAGCCGGAGGCCCGGGCCGACGUCGAUGCCGAUAUCGAGACCGCUGCCCCCGCCGCGACCCUCCGCGCUAGGAACAUCGAAAAGGGCCUCUCCAAGGACGCCAUCGCCAUGCUCCGGAAGCUCAAUGCCGGCUGCUACAAGAAGUGCAUCGACCAGUGCAACUCUUUCAGCGCGGCCGGUCCGGCCAUGGUGGAGACCUGCAUUAACCGAAACUGCGCCCCCAUGGCCCGCGACGGCCGCUGCCUGCGCAGCGCCAGGAACGGCACCCGGGGCCUGCGCGCCGAGCAGGCCGACGCCGAGGCCGACGUCAACGUCGACGCCGAGUAGGCGGCUCGCGGCAGCAAACGUGGGGGGGG